This is a messenger RNA of Psammomys obesus (fat sand rat), 2109 nucleotides long. RefSeq names its product solute carrier family 6 member 16 (gene Slc6a16). Gene Ontology annotation, cellular component: membrane. The record is from RefSeq and is a predicted model, not a curated record. NCBI's taxonomy places the organism in Eukaryota, Metazoa, Chordata, Mammalia, Rodentia, Muridae. Gene Ontology annotation, biological process: sodium ion transmembrane transport.
AUGGUACUCGGAAAAAAUGUAUCCACAGAAAGAAGACUUUCCGUGCUGAGUCCCCUAACGACCUGGUCUGAAUCAGCCUGGGUCGCAGAGGCCAAAGUUUCAAAGUCCCGGAUGGCAAAGGCUCAGGCCUGGGAAACCCUUGCUUUGGAGGCUCAGGCAAGAGGUGGAAUACAACCUAAGUCCAGUCCCGUAGAAGAAGCAACUGUGACAAUUGUGACACAGGAAUCUUCAGAGGAGAUGACAAAGAUAAACAAGGAAGACAGCGAUGUCUUCACUCCACGUCCACUCUGGUCCAGCAAGGUUGAGUACAUCCUGGCCCUGAUGGGCUACUUGAUGAACCCUGGUAGACUCUGGCGCUUUGUCUCACGGUGUCUUCACAAAGGAGGCUGUAACUUCCUUAUAGCGUACAUCUUAUUGUUGUUGUGUGUUGGGAUUCCUCUGCUCUUCCUGGAGAUGGCAGUUGGUCAGAGGGCACAGCAGAGCAGCAUGGACCUGUGGAAGACCUUGGGCCCCUGGUUUGGUGGAAUCGGAUACAGCAUGUUCUUGGUGUGCUUCAUCGCUAACACCUUCACCAAUCUGUUCAAUUCCUGGAUCCUCUUCUACAUGAGCCACAUGUUCUACUUUGUCUUUCCGUGGGAGAAAUGUCCCUUGCAAAGGAAUUCCAGUAACUUUGAUCCUGAAUGUGAACAGGCAACAUCCUACACAUACUUUUGGUACCGGAAGACCUUGAAAGCCUCAGAUAGCAUUGAGGAUGGAGGGCCACCAGCCUUCAGCCUGAGCAUGUUCCUUUUUGUGGCCUGGUGUCUCAUUUGUAUUUUCAUGUUCAAUGGGAUGAAAUCCAUUGGGAAGGUUCUGUAUGUCUUGGUGCUGCUCCCUUACUUCAUCAUCACCUGCUUCCUCUUCCGGACUGUGACACUGGAGGGCUCCGAGCACGGGCUUAAACACCUACUGAUCCUCAAGGUGGCAAGCAUCUACGACCUAACUAUGUGGUCCCAAGCAGGGACCCAGGUGAUGUUUGAUAUGGGCUUAGGCUUCGGCCCCAUUGUUUCCUUAGCCUCACACAUGCCUGACUUCAACAAUUGUCUUCAUGAUGCCUUCCUUAUGGCUGUGAUCAAGAUACUCACCUUGAUGUUCACCACGCCUUUCAUCCUCUCCGUCCUGAGCUUCUGGGCUACCAUAACUACACAUCGCUGCUGUAAGAGGAACACAGAGGCAAUCAUAAUGCUCAUAGCCCAUGGAAUCCUACCUCCUGAGGCACAGCCCCCUGACCUGCAGGACAACCCGACCUUCACCUAUCAUUCCUGGCUCAGUAGCCUCCCACCACCCUUGAAGAGAGCUGUCGCCAGCAAAGUGCCCGUGUGCAACGUCCAGGAGAAGCUUCUGAAGGUCAGUGGAGAGCCCUCAGUUUGUGCCCUCAUCUUCACUGAAGUCAUCUCACUCCCUGGGCCUGCCUUCUGGGCUGUCUUCCGCUCCCUGUUGCUGCUGAGUCUGGGGCUGUGUGCUGCUCUAAUGUUAACGCUGGGCGUCAUCAGUCCACUCCAGGACACCUUCUCCUUCUGCAGGAGACAGCCAAAGAGCCUUACUGUGGGUGCUUCCACGGUGCUGUUCCUGUGCAGCCUCUUCUUCCUCCAGCCUUCAGGAAUCUACUACUUUUCACUGCUGUCUGAAUACUGGAUAGUGCUGCCCACCAUCAGCAUCAUCAUAUGUGAAACCCUUGCUGUAGCCUGGGCCUAUGGGGCCAAGAGGUUCCUUGCAGACAUGAUGGCUCUUCUGAGCUGCUCCAUCUUCCUUGGCUGCGACUGGCUGUGGCGCUAUGUGUCUCCAGCGGUGCUGCUAGGCCUGUUUGUGGCUUUCUUCAUUCAGCUCUGCAGGGAUCCCAUCUACAUGGCCUGGGACUCAAGCACUUCCAAAGAGGUGGUUCGUCGGUACCCAGUGUGGUGCUUGAUCCUGCUUGCCGGGCUGUCUGUCUUUGUCUUCAUGCCCAUCCCUGCAUACUUUGCGUACUGCUUUGUUAUGGGGAUUCCCUUCAGGCCUGUGGCUUCCCCUAAGCUUUCAGUGGGAAGUGGCCAGUCACUGACUAAGAAAGAGUCUUCAAAGGUUGUUCCAUAA